AUGGCGGACAAAUCUGCAUAUAUGUCAGCUGGUGGAUACUCAUCCGGAUAUAUGGGAAGCAACGCAUCAUCAUCCGGUUAUGCUCGUGAAGAUUAUGCGCAAGGUGGACAAAGCGGCGCUGGACAAACGUCGGGUGGCAACACCAAUCCUGGAGCUCAAGUCUUCAAGGCCAGAACUGAUCAAUCGUGUUAUAUGGGACCACCAUAA
Molecule: messenger RNA, 207 nt
Organism: Caenorhabditis angaria
Lineage: Eukaryota; Metazoa; Nematoda; Chromadorea; Rhabditida; Rhabditidae
Source: the annotation of a GenBank genome assembly